AUGCGGAAGUCGAAAUUUUUAUUAUUCAGUGUAGUAUAUUUGAGUAUUCUUAUUUUGUUUGGCAAUGGUGAGGAGCAACGGGAUUAUCAUCAAGUUAUUGACCAGCUAGCCAAAGCGUUGAGUAAUAAAGCUCAGUCUAUGAGGAAUGUCACUCAAAUCUUGGAUAAAGUAAAUUUUUUAAAUUUUUUUUGAUGGAUUUAGUGGUGAAUUUUGCCUUUAGGCUUAAACACAUUAUCAGUUUUGAUAAACUAUAAAGUUUUAUCGUUAUUUUUAAUAGGUAAUCGAUAAACCAACCCAAAAGUACAACAUAUCAUCAUCAAAUUGGCGUCAAUUCUCCAACACUUCUACAGAAUCCUACAGCCUACCCUACGCACCAUAUCGACCGUCGGCUAUCGAAAACUUGAAAAAUGUACUAAACGUAACAGCACCACCAACAUCACUACCACAACAAAGAGUUACAGUACCGUCUCAACGUCUUCUCAACGAUAUUUUGGUGGUGCGAUCAAGCAGAAGGUUGUACAUCUUGGCACUGGUCAGUAUUCAUGAAAGUCUCAAUGGUAGAGGCUACGAAUGUGGGCCAAUUGAUGUUAAUAGCAUGGUACAUUUGGGUUCAAUGUUAAGCGCUUUGGAUGAGAUUAAUGAAAAAAUAUUGGAACCGGAUUUGAAUCUGGGUAUGAUUGUUGUGGACACAUGUUCAGCCGACUUGAGAACACUGGCUAAUUUGUAUGAGCUUUUUACUGGUACUAAUAUUCAAAGGCAAGUUUUUGGCUUAAUGUUGUUAUAUCAUUUUUUAAUUGUGGCGAUUUUUCAAUUUUGAACACAUUUUUGAAAUUUGGGAUUGAAAAUUUGUGUUAUCAAAAAAACUGAUAAGUUAUACUUGAUAAUCAUGUAUACAUCUACUCUCUUUGUAUACAAGCGCCCGAAGCAAAGAAAGGAGCAACGGGUCUCGUGGUGUAGUGGUUAUCACGUCUGCUUUACACGCAGAAGGCCGCCGGUUCGAUCCCGGCCGGGACCUGGAAGCUUUUUUUUAUAAUAUCAAUUUUGAUAUGAUAAAAUUAACUGUAUAAAUUUUUAUAAGACGAUUUUUUUUGCAAAAUACGGUAUGCGAGAUGAUUUUUUAUUUAAAAUAAUUUUUUAGGAAUGAUAUUGUAGCUGUGAUUCAUGAUGACAAUGCCCACUUUCCAAUUACCGACAAAUAUUUGAGCCAUUUGGAACUACCCAUUGUUAAAACUUUCUUUCCACGCAAAAGAGAGGUAUUUUUAGAUUUUUUUACAUCUAUAUUAUGAAGCAAAAUUAUAGUUUACUUAAAAUGUACAUAUUUUGUAGCCUUUGGUCUCAUCAGUUUUGCCCUACAUUACUGAGCCAAUUGAAGCUAUCAUGGACCUGCUAAAACAUACCAAAUCAACAUGUGUUAGUGUGAUUCACGAUGAAGCCUACACUGAUUUUGUGAGCGACUUAUCAAAUCUAGCAUUUGAACGUUACAUGUGUAUCGACCGUGUUCUUAACGUAUCGUCCGUAGCUGGUGUAGCUGCUCAACAAAAAGUCAUCAGACAACUACUACUAUCAGAAGCUCGAGUUGUUUUAGUGAUGUAUACGGAAAGGUCAUGGUUAGAUUUCAUUGAAGCUCUAAACGAAGAGAUGGUCAUUAGCGGUCGAUUUAUUUUUGCAACGGUAAAAUCGGAACGAUGGGCUACGUCAAGAUUAUUUUCUGAUAUUUGGCCCAAGUUUGAUCAGUUACUGUUCUCUGUGGCUUAUAAACCGCACAGGAAUAUCAGUUAUUACAACAAGUUGAAUGCCGACUUUCCUCAACUACCGUUUCCAGUCCAAUGGCUACGUCAGUUUUGGACCACAGCUUUUAAAUGCCAUUUUAGUGGAGAUCAGAACUAUGGAGAACAGUUUUCACGGUAAGAGGUUUUUAGAUUGGCGUGACUUUUAGGAUGAACUAUGAUCGUGUUGUAGCUUUUUUUGGAUUAGCGCGAUUUUUAGAAUCGAUGAUCUAGCCUUGCAGCUCUAUUUAUGGACUAGCACUUCCUUAACACUGCCAUCUUUUCAGAAUUUGUCCAACCCAGCAAAAGUUGGAUCUAUCCUCAAUAUCACCAGCCUUCAACGUGGCACCAUCUUCACUAGCUGUUCAUUCAAUUGGCCAUGCUUUAAGAACCCUAGUGGAACGAAAUUGCCCUGGGGCAUUAGUCAAGACCCUAACAGAUUGUCUAAAUGAACCAUAUACACCAUUGAAUCUCCUGGUAAGAUCUGUAUCAUUUGUUCAUCCUUUAACAAAGUCACCGUCAACGUUCUCGAUGUCUUCUGGCAAUGGAUUCGGAAAGGCUGAGCUGGUAUUGACAAAAUUAGUGUUUAACAAAGAUCAACUGGUUGACGAAGAGCUUGGGAUUUGGGAUUCAGAAGGCGGUUUGACGUACACGGCGAACAGCAACUUGUUCGUUGAAGAUAGGGAUGGUACUAGGGUUCAAGUUGUGUCACAAUGUCCAAAGUAGGUCUUUUAAACGUGGGAGGAUUAUCUUUAUUGAUAUUCAGGCUUUGAUGUGCUUGAUAAACGGCUCUGAUAAGCUUGAUAAGCCAAUAAUCAUGCCAUUUUUUAAACCACAGUAACAUUUUUGCAGAUCAUCGUGCUGGGGUAGUAGCGCAAUCAAAAGAACAGCAAAACACCUUCCAAAAUUAAUGGAUUCUGUCCUGAACACAAACACCUUGGUCUUCUCAUGUGUGGCAGUAGUGUUGAUGUUCAUAUGCUUAAUGUGCACAUACCAAAAGAUGGUUUCUUCAGUAAGCGACCCAUUCUGGGUAUGUUCCAGUCUAUCCUUUGUUGGAUGCGCUAUGACUUCAGUGGCUUCAAUAUUGUUCAUAACACAGCCAUCUGAGCCGAUCUGUGCCUUGAGGCUAGGCUUAUAUUCUGUUUGUUUGAUCAGUGUUGUUGUGCCUAUUACUGUCAGGGUAAGUUAUUGUUUUUGGUAGUAGUUAUUUAGGUAACAGUGUGUUCUUGGCGUGACAAAUAACAAUUCCUGGACGUGAAUAAUAUAAAGUUCAUGGCAUGACUAAUAUAAAAGCUUGACAAGGCGAAUAUACGCGUAUAAAGAUAUGAUUCUAGGUCAUAGGAAGCUACAAUUACCAUACAGUAUCGUUGAAGGGCAAUAUUGUGAGUAAUAACCGCGGAUUUUCUGGCGUUACUCAGUUCUGGUCGGCCGUAAUGUUGAUCAUAUCACAAUGUCUUCUGAUAGCUCAAUGGUCCGCUUUUGAUGAUAUUAGGGCGCUGGCGUUCUCACAGUUUGAAGCUCAGUUUUCUUGGAGAUGUAUGGGAGGAGAACAGGUAUGGUUUGGGUAAAGUGCGGUAUAAUGUGGUUUAUUGCGUUAGGUUGUACUUGUAGUGCUAGUAUGCAUACUAAAAUACAUAAAUAAAAUAUUUAAAGUGCAUUUUUAAUGUAAAAAAUGUAUUUUAAACAUAACUUACCUAUGUCUUCUUAAAAGUAACGUACUUAGAUCAAAGUAUUAAAACCCCAGUUAUAACAUGCCUUCUUCAGAGUGAGUACGUUAUGAUAAGAUCCUGCGCUUUUGUGGGCUUGAUGACUAUCCUAACGGUCAUGGCUGCCAUUUUCCGUUGUUCUGCUAAAGAUUUUCACGCUGUGAUCCUCAGUUUUAACGUGUGGUCGAUAAAUGCUGCCAUUUGGUAUUUCGCUCCUGAAUUCAACUUUCAAUUCAGAGAUUUGGGUAUCGGAAUAUGUAGGUUUUGUCUAUUCAGGACGGUUUGGAAUAGCCGCUUUGUUCUGUUUUUGAUGGUUUAGGUUAAGAUUUGAUCUAAAUCUGAUGGUCUCUGGGCUUUUCCGCCUAGAUUUUUCUAGUUUUUCUAUCUGGGUUUUAUACCUGGUCCUUUCUUCUUAUACUAGUCUAAAAAGCAAAUUUUAGUAAUGUUGUACUUUGCUGUAUCAACACUGAUAUCGUCAUACUGUUUCUCACCAAAGUACCCUGUAAUGGAGCUAUACUCGGCGACUUUGAGCAGCACUCUAAUGGACGAUAAUAAGCGUGGAACGUUGAGACGCAAGGUAAAUACAACUUAAAAUUGUCAUAAGUGUAGUAAAAAAGUACAUUUUUGCCUUGAGGCAAUGCAAAAAUGGUUGUCUUAUCAUGUGUAACGGUAACAUGAUUGUAUUUGAUUAUUAUCAGUACCAUAUUUUACUAUAAUGUAAUGAAGAAAAACAAAGAUUCUUAUCCUUGCAGACCCAAUUUAUUGAACAAGAACAAGAGUACAGAACGUUAGGCCGAAGCUACGCUACCAUGCAACAGCCAAGAACCAUUCCUAGGAGUACUAGUGCUAAUAUUAAUGCAGCUACUACAUAA
This is a messenger RNA of Bursaphelenchus okinawaensis, 4344 nucleotides long. The record is from the annotation of a GenBank genome assembly. Lineage: Eukaryota; Metazoa; Nematoda; Chromadorea; Rhabditida; Aphelenchoididae.